This is a messenger RNA of Trichosporon asahii var. asahii CBS 2479, 849 nucleotides long. RefSeq lists its product as uncharacterized. Lineage: Eukaryota; Fungi; Basidiomycota; Tremellomycetes; Trichosporonales; Trichosporonaceae. The record is from RefSeq and is a predicted model, not a curated record. The transcript has 4 exons. Bases 1 to 849 code for a protein of 282 amino acids.
AUGUCCCGCUCGAAACCGUACUCCCGCCAGAGCAGCGGCUCGGGACCCUCUGGAGGCAAGCGCGACACAGACGCUGCCUGGAAGCACGACCUGCACGACUCGCGCCCGGCUCUCCUCCAGCGCCUGGGAUCCGGCUCGCCUGCGUCCUCGGCAUCCUCGCUCAAGUCUCGUUUGGGGCUCGACUCCUCCUCCCCCCGCGAGCGCAACAGUCCGAGCUACGCUGGCCGCGAGCUCCUGCCCGGAAACAGUGGACAGGUCCACGGCCUACGUAGCGAUAGCAUCGGGAAUGCGGGGAAGGAGCUGCUCCCCGCUGGAAAGUCGGCACGGAGCGGACGCGGAUCGCGGCCGAGGGGAAGCAACGGCAACGAGGGCGCUGCGUUUGCGGCCAACGCGCUCGGAAACCUGAGGCGGGAUCGCAACGAUCGCAGUGACAGAGAUAGGAGGGACAAGCCUGUUUCGAUUGCUGGCGCCGCUCGUGCUUGGGUCCGCGUCGAGCAUCUGGCUCCGGGCACGACAGGCGCUGAUGUCAAGUCCGCCUUUGCGAGUUCGCCGAUCCAGCGCGCCGAGGUCACCUCCCGUCCGGGAGACAAGGACGUCGUGGUCGAGCUCGAGCUUCCGGACGAGGAGGCCGCGCGCGAACUCCCGCUCGCCCGCGCCGCAGCAGAAGGAUCUGUCCUCGCGAAUGGGCGGAGGACGGAGAGAGGAGAGCGGCAAGAUGUACUCGGACCAGAUCCAGAUGCUGCAGCCGCGUCCGCCACAGAAGACGAGCCUCGCGGACCGCAUUGGGCGCCGUUAGCGAGGUGUGAGUUUCCUUUUUCCCGGGUUGAAACUGACGAUCAGGCCAUCUGA